This is a messenger RNA of Tilletiaria anomala UBC 951, 12061 nucleotides long. RefSeq lists its product as uncharacterized. The transcript has 8 exons. Gene Ontology annotation, molecular function: transcription coregulator activity; protein binding. Bases 80 to 12010 code for a protein of 3976 amino acids. Gene Ontology annotation, cellular component: SAGA complex; NuA4 histone acetyltransferase complex; nucleus. Lineage: Eukaryota; Fungi; Basidiomycota; Exobasidiomycetes; Georgefischeriales; Tilletiariaceae. Gene Ontology annotation, biological process: DNA repair; regulation of DNA-templated transcription. The record is from RefSeq and is a predicted model, not a curated record.
GAACCCGGGACUCGUGUCCAUCCACCGCAGCUGAUUUCCCGUGUACUUGGCAGGCAAAGUGGAGGGUCCUUACAACAAAAUGGUGCAGACACCUGACGGGCAAAUGUCCGUUAGCGAGAGCCCUAACCGCGGCGCUGCAGGUAGUGGCAGCGGUAGCGGCGCCGGAGGAGCAUUAGGAGUAGGGGGCUCUGCUACAGGAUCCGCAACCACAGCGCCAGGUCCGGACCCAGAAGUUCUGUCAGAGCGACUGAUGGACGACAAAGUCGAUGUCCGAACAAAGUUGCAGGUCGUCGUCGAAGUCAAAGAAAUGCUGGAAAUGUUCCAUUCCGUCGACUAUGGCAGGUUCCUCAAGAGUUUUAUUCCUGCAUAUACAAAAUUGUUAGAGAAUGUACCAUGUGCAUUUAGCACAGAUGCAACCGAGCAGCGACUGCGACAUACCGUGCUCGAGACGAUCCAGCGGCUACCCCAGCACGAGCUCGUCAAGGAAUAUGCAGAGCAGGUCAUGAAGUGCAUGAUGGUCACACUUCAAAACGACAAUGAGGACAAUGCCGUGACCGCACUCAAGAUCAUCAUAGACUUGCAUCGCAGCUACAAGCAGGUGCUAGGGGAGCACGUCCAGCCUUUCCUGGAUCUGGUGCAAACAUUCUAUAAGGGGAUGGGAAAGACAGUGCAAGAAAGCUUUGGAGAUGAAGUGGGGGAGGACGCCAACAUGCAGGCGCCAGGGCCAUCGUCCGAUGCAGCCAGUGCCAGCGGCUCAACACCCGGUCCCGCAAAUGAUGCAGCACUGGGCGGCCCGCCCGGCCCGAAAACGCUGCUCAAGUCGACUUCGUCCUUCAAAGUGUUGACAGAAUGCCCCAUAGCCAUUGUUCUCAUCUUCCAAUCUUACCGACAAGUUGUCGCCCAGGCAAUCGGAAUAUUUGUUCCGCUCGUUGUUGAGCACUGCCUCCAUCACCAAGCCAAACCCCAAGCGGAUGCACACGCAGCUGCAGCUGCCAAAGGAGAAAUAUUUGUCGGUGUCGCGCCUAGCAUCAAGAAGCGUGCACUGUACUCGGACAUGAUCGUGGCGCAAGUCAAAGCGAUGAGCUUCAUCGCCUAUGUCCUCAGAGGGACAAUGCCGGUCGUCAAGCCGUACGCGCAGACUCUGCCCGAUAUAAGCGUCCGAUUACUGAAGGAUUGCCCACCGGAAGCGGCGAGCACCCGGAAGGAGCUGCUUGUAGCCACGCGCCAUGUCUUGUCCACCGACUACAGGCAGUACUUUAUCCACCAGAUCGACACAUUGCUCGACGAGCGCGUUCUCCUCGGCACUGGUAUCUCUUCCUACGAGACUCAGCGGCCGCUUGCCAUUUCCAUGCUUGCCGAUCUAGUGCACCAUGUACGUGCCGAGCUCAAGCCUGCGCAGCUCGUGCGUGUCAUCGAAGCCCACGCCACAGUCCUACACGACCCCAGUCUCGCACCCAGUAUACAGACGAUGUGCGUCAAGCUGCUACUCAACCUAGUCGAGACGAUCGUCAACAAGACUACGGAGACGGGCGACGCACCAAGAUUGUUGCACGCUAUCCUUGAAACGUUUGUUGAGAAACUCGCAGGUCUAUCGAGAUUAAGGGAGGAUCUGGAUCUAUCGAGAGCGAUGCGCAAAGAGCAGGCUCUGCAACAACAACAGCACAAGGACGAACAAGAUAAAACGGCAGCGAUGCAAAGGCAAGGCGCGCAACCCGAAGGAAAGGGAAAGGAGAAAGAGCGGAAGAAUGCAGAAAAGACAGGAGAGGAAUUGACGGGUGCAAGCAAGGCUGUGGAACCAACAAGCAAGAAUCCGCUCAACGCUAUCGCGUUUGAACGCGCCAAGCCAAUUCAAGCAGCGGCGAUGAUGAUCGAUCUGCUCUCCGAUCCUCUCAAAGACGCCCGCUUCCUGUUCCGCAACGUCAUGAUCGGGGUCAAGACACUCAUUCCCGUGCUCAAGCACCGCGCACGUGUCGAGCUCAAUGGCGAGCUUAUCAGCCGCCUCUUUGUCGAUGGCGUUCGGUGCUGGUCGCUACAUGAUGGAAGGGACGGAAAAGAAGAGAGGGAACUGAUGGAGGUCUUCACGAGCAUCUUCAUCGAGCUUGAGCCGCAAGUGUUCCACGAAGUCUUUUCGACACAUCUUGGCUUCCUUUUCGAUCAGAUCCUCAUCACGCCUUCGCUGCUCGGCAUCCCCCAGAGCUUGCUCAGCAACGAGCUGACUUCCAAGCGCUUUGUUUCGGUCCUCCUUCGCUUUGUGAUCGACCGUCUGGAUCAAGUCGGCACGACGGAUAAAAAGUACGCAAGCGUCAGCCUACGCCUCUUCAAGAUGGCGUUCAUGGCUGUGACCAUCUUCCCCGAGGAGAAUGAGGUGAUGCUACAACCGCAUCUCAGCCAUCUGAUCAUGACCUCCAUGAAGCUUGCGAGUCGUGCCCCUGAGCCGACCAAUUACUUCCUUCUGCUUCGCGCCCUCUUCCGGUCGAUAGGUGGCGGUCGCUUCGAACUGCUCUACAAAGAUGUACUGCCGCUUUUGCCAGUUCUCCUCGAAAGCCUCAACAAUCUCUUGCAGGCUGCUGAGCCAUCGAAGCGCGAGAUCUUCGUCGACCUGUGCCUCACGGUGCCCGUGCGCUUGUCUGUGCUGCUGCCAUAUCUGGGGUACCUCAUGCGUCCUCUGGUUCUGGCGCUGCUGUCGUCGACGGAGCUUGUCUCACAAGGUCUGCGCACGCUCGAGCUUUGCAUAGACAAUCUCACACCUGAAUUCCUGGACCCUAUCAUGGCACCGCACGCCCAUGAUCUCAUGAACGCGCUGUGGAAACACCUUCAACCUCUUCCGCACAAUCAUCAGCACUCGCACACUACCAUGCGAAUACUGGGCAAGAUGGGCGGCCGAAAUCGCAAGAUGCUACAGGCAGCGCCAAAGUUGCAAUACCAUAGCAAUCCCAGCAAGAUGCGCACGCUCACCAUCCACUUUGAUGGCAGCGCCCAAAAGGUGCCGUGGGCGCCAAUACUCGACCUUGCACUGGAAAAUAUUCGCACAGGCGAUGCAUAUCACAAGAAGCAUGCGUUUGAAGCGCUCAAGUGCGCUGCUGCUGCCAUCGUAGAUGAUCCGACGACCGAACGUGACCGCGAAGAAACUUUGGAGCGCGUCGUGAAGGGCCUGUUCCAGGCUACGCUUUUGGAGGAUGUCAGAGUGGAAGCUGAGGAAUUCAUUUUCAGCCUGUGUCGUCACAUUUUCGUUCUCGAGGCAGAACGACCCUUCCCAUCGACGUUGCUGCCGUCGCCGAGGCAGCUGAUUCCGCUGGUGGCAUCUCUGCUUGAAGGGCUCGUAAUAGCUCUAGCACAUGCCGAUCCUUCUGAACUUACGCAUUACGCUGAACUUCAGCUCAAAAUUAUCUUCGCGGCCAAGGAAACAAUUGAGAAGCACCAGAAGCCAAACUCUCCCCGAGGAGACCUGUGGGCAAUCAUGAUGCAUGCGCUCGCCAGUCGCUACUGCACCCAGUGUUACAACCAACUGUGGUCGCGCAAGACGGGGGGUUGGGUUGGCAUUGACAUGCUCGUGCGCAAGGCGAAUUUGGGCAGCAUCUGGGUGCGGGAACACCAGUUGGAGAUCAUCAGGGCCUUGCUGUUCAUGCUCAAGGAUAUGCCAGGUGAUCCGCCUGGCAACAGUGACGAUGUAGGAGACACCCUGGUCCACGUCCUUGAGAUUGCAAAUGCGCGCCAAAAAUCGCUCGAAGACACGGAGGUGAGCGCAGAUGCAGAUGCGAUGGAGGUGGAAGCGAGCACUGGAACGGCGGAUAUACCACCUGCAGAGGUGGCGAAGACCGAUGGGAAGAGUGCCAACUCAGAAUCUGGCCCAGUUUCGAAAGCUGAUAAGAAGCCGGAGGACGGGAAGAAAGACGAUGCAUCGCAGCCUGACAACGACAAAGAAGACGAAGACACAAAGAAAGGAAAAGAGCAUGUGGCACAGCGAAAAGGCGAGCCGUUGAAAGAUGGCAACAUCGAAAUGGCUGAUGGCAUGAAAAAGGAAAAAGAUGGAAGUGCAAGCAUAGGCAAUGCAUCUGCGAGCCAGACAAGCGCGCCCGCAUCGACUCCUCAAGUACCACUAGCGAAGAGGCCGCUGACGGCUGAAGAGCAAGAGAAAAUUCUGGUCGAGCGCCAAUUCUCUUUCCUCGUUGGUAUCCUCGUGCAAGAGCUCUCUUCGGCUAAUGAGCUGGUGCGGACGGUCACACAACGCGCCUUCCGACUACUCGCCAAAGUCAGAGGAUGCAGUGCAACGGACAUCCUGGCGCCUGUCAGAGACCGUCUUUUGGGUCCAAUCUUCUCCAAGCCACUUCGUGCUCUCCCAUUCGGGAUGCAAAUCGGCCACAUUGAUGCGAUUACGUUCUGCCUACAACUUGAUCCGCCGUUGCCAGAGUUCAAUGAGGAGCUCUACCGUGUCUUGACCGAGGCGCUGGCACUUGCAGAUGCGGAGGACGCGGCCCUUAUCGGGCGCACGAGCCAGUACAAGAACAUGCUGGCCGUCACCAAUUUACGGGUCGCAUCGAUACGACUAUUGUCCUCCGCUCUCGCCUGCAAUGACUUUUUGACCACAAAGCAGGCUCAGAUGCGCAUGAAGAUCAUCUCAGUGUACUUCAAGAGUCUCUACUCUCGGUCAGAGGCAGUCGUGGAGGUCGCCCAUGCUGCACUGAAAAGUACUCUGCAAAGCCAGUCAAAGCUUCCGAAAGACGUUUUGCAAAGUGGAUUGCGCCCAAUUCUGAUGACCUUGGCGGAUCCAUCGCGUCUCACAACCGCUGGCCUCGAUGGUCUCGCCCGUCUCCUGGAGCUUCUCACAUCCUAUUUCAAAGUUGAGAUCGGUACCAAGCUGCUUUCGCAUAUGGCAACCAUUGCAGAUCCGGCGGUUCUGGAGAGAGCAAGCGCUGGUGCUUUGGAAGCUCCUCAAUAUGUGGACGCGCAUCACCUUCUUCGAGUGGAAAAGCGGGAAUCCGAACCAAUCGAGAUUCUAGCAGCAAUCACACGGAUCUUCCAUCUGCUGCCCGCCACUGCCUUCAUGUACAUGGAGAAGCUUACAGAGGAAGUCUGCAAGAUCGAGAGCAAGAUUCGAAGAGUUGGCCCGACUCCUUUUACCAAGCCGCUUACGCAGUUCUUCGAGAAGUUCCCGGUACAAGCUGUCCAGCACCUGUUCAGUCGCAUCAACGAUCCGGCACACGUGAGAUGCUUCAAGCUCGCCUUGUCCACCGACUUUGCUGUACGUCUUCGGGCCGAGGUCGUCAACACCAAAGAAAAGUACUUGCGUCCGUUGUUUGGGGAAGAUGCGGAUGCAGGCAAGGUCAUUGUAGCCCUUCAGCUCAUUCAACAGCUUAUCAAGGUUGAUCCAGCUUGGCUGAUAAAGAAUGAGGAUGUUCAAAAAGCCGUGCUCAGACAUUGGAUAUCGGCACCAUGUGCGCGAAGGCGUAGACACGAGACACUCACAGGCGACAGGCGGAGCAAAGAGUCGGUUCUCUUGAUCGACGUUCUGUGCUCUUACCUCAAGGAGAAGCACGAUCUCGACACCUACUUCGCUUUGACUGAUGUCUUUACAUACAAAAACGCUUACGACCUCACACCUUUGACGCGCUUCCUCUACGAACGAUUCGCCAAUUCGGACGACACUAGCUUCAAGCGCGAUGCGUUGCUGCGUUUCCUGCAAGUGUUCGAGUCCAAGGGCGUCAGUCAAGUAUACAAAACUCAGACACUUCGCACGCUCAUCAAUCCUAUGCUACUUGCCACUCUGCGACCAUCUGAUGCUCGCGCCGCGGAACAAAGCGAGGACACAGUGGAUACGUCAAAGGCUGAGGAGGAAGCUCUCAUCAAUCAAGCUGUUAUGUCUCAGAUCUUGAAUCGAGUCUGGCGGUUAUUCCAAAGCGGCCCUGUCGUCCCAGACAUCUGCUAUGACGAUGCGUUGCGCAUUGAACUUUUGCACAUGUCCACCACCAUUCUAGGCAAUGCAUCGCACCUGCUCGGAUCACAGGGGAAUGCAAGAAAGGACACCAUCAAAUUUGGAUGGGCGAACAUCAGCUCAGAGGAUUUGAUGGUCAAAAAUGCAGCCUACAUUUUCAUCUCUAAGUUUAUCGAGUCCUUCGAAAGUCCACUCAAGAUCGUCGGCCAGGUCUACAUUGGGCUCUUGCGAUCACAUCAAUCAGAAGGCAGGGCCAUGGUCAGGCGUGCACUCGACAUCCUUGUGCCUGCGUUGCCAAAGCGGGUCGGCACAGCCGAUGGAGGACAGCCGCCACAGUGGGCAAAGUGGACCAAGCGCAUCCUCACAGAAGAGGGACACAAUUCUUCGCAGCUUUUCCUCCUCCUUCAGCUCAUCGUCCGCCAUUCCAAUUUGUUUUAUUCUAGCCGAGAGAUCUUCCUACCUUAUGUGGUCAACAACCUUGCUAAAUUGGGGCUCGCUGCGACAGCAAGUCAAGAAUCACGUCUGCUUACCAUUGAGUUAGUAGACGUCAUUAUAACCUGGCAAAGCAAAAGAGACGAGGCCGUCGAGGCCGUGCAUGAAGGUCGCGAAAAGCCCAUCUCCGAUGAGAGUGCGUCUCGAAAGCGCUCGGAAGAUCCAGAAGAGGGUGGCGGGCCGCGCAAGAAGACUAAGCUCUCAAGGACUGGCGCAGCUGGACAGGUGACGUGGCCUCUCCUUGGCGAGCAUGCGUACAGCAUCCCCAAUAAUCUUCGCGAGAUGAUUGUUGGUUUCCUUGUUCGUUUCAUUUCGAUUUCCGCGGAACCAAUCGCUCGCGGGGGCGUCAUCGCAAAGGCGUUCACUCUCUUUAAAGACGUACUGAAGACGCCUGUGUGGUCAGAUGUUCAAAUCAAGUUGACUGUGUUCCAACGACCAUUGGUCGCCACCGACAUCGAUGAGGCCCAUGCUACAAUCGUUGGCAAUGCCCUGCAAACGCUGCGUCAGGUUGUCAAGGACAAGGAUGAGACUUGGUUCCUCGCACACAUGGCGCAACUGCAACGCCUGCUGGAGAAGUCAAUCGCCAGUAGCGAUCCGGCGUUAUUGGAGUAUGCUAGGCCCAUCCUAGAGAAAGCUUUCCAGGUCAUCCCUGACAAUCCACCAAGUGACGAAGAUGCAGAAGGCGAUGAAGACGGCGAAAUCGGAGCAACUGCGGGUACAUCGCCUCCGACCGAAAACGGGCCCCGCGACGACGCAAGCGCCUUCCGCCUCCUUGCCGAGACAGCUAUUGCAGAAGGUCUGAGAACGUCGACGAAUUUGUAUUCAGUGUUUGUCUUGCUCGCCACAUGGAGCCAACGAAAGCCAGACAUUAUCGAGGCGCACCUGCAAGGCUUGGUCAAGGCUUUGACCAAGUUGACCAAGGAGCACCUUGCUGCGACAGAAACAGUGCAGCCAACGGACCCUGGACUAAAAUUGCUCAUGAUGGUCCUUGAGCUCUUGCGAAUCAGGAUUUCAACACUGGGCGAACAGCGAAGGUGGUUUCUCAGUGCGGUGGUACAGCUCGUUGAAAGGUCGCGAAGCCUGGAACUGUGUCGAUUCUUGCUUGACAUGAUGAGCAAGUGGACACUUGAGCAGAAGGAGGCCUUCCCGACCAUCAAGGAGAAAGCUGGCAUUCUAGUGAAGAUGAUGAGCUUCGGAACUCGCGACAACGACCCGCUUCUUCGCGACUAUUUAGAGCUGAUCCACUCAAUCUACGAGAACCCCGCGUUCGCUCGGUCCGAACUGACUGUACGCCUGGAAAAUGCUUUCUUGAUGGGAUGCAAGCACAAGGAUCCGCUUCUGCGGCAGCGCUUCAUUUCCAUCUUUGACCGCACUCUGGUCAAGCCAAUCCACGGUCGUCUGCAAUAUCUGCUGGGCAGCCAAAGCUGGGAAUCUCUAGCAGAGUACUAUUGGAUGUCCCAAAUCUUGGAUCUUACUCUAGGGUCGAUUUCGAAAGAUCGUUCCCUUUUGAGCGGCAGCGGGAUCCGCGGCGACUCGACAUACGGAUCUCUCACUAAGUCAUUCACCGUUGGUAGCAUCAUUCGCCCAGUUCGCGCGCUCCUCUACACGGACUCCCACGCCGCUCAUGGUCUGUGGGUGUUGUUCUUCAAAGCUGCCUGGCGGACUCUGCCACGAAAGCACCAGGAAGAGCUCUCCCGUGCUCUUGUGGGAUUGCUGAGUCGCGAGUACCACAUCCAGCAGGCUUCCGCCCGCCCAAACAUUGUCCAGACGCUCAUCACCGGCGCCUUGGCGUGUGCACCGCAGCCGGAAUUGCCUCCUCACGUUGUGAAGUACCUCGGAAGGACAUUCAAUGUGUGGCACAGCUCAGCCGAAGUUCUGCAAGACCUCCUUGCCUCGUUACCUCAGGACGACGAUUCGGUCCGCGAAGCCACACAGGACGCACUCGCUGAGCUUUAUUCGGAGCUCUCCGAGGACGACAUGUUUUACGGCCUCUGGAGGCGUCGUUGUGUCUAUGCUGAAACCAAUGCAGCUAUCUCCUUCGAGCAGAACGGCAUGUGGGCUCAAGCACAGGUCAUGUAUGAGCAGGCCCAGAUCAAGGCCCGUGCUGGUGUGCUUAACUUCACCGAAGCAGAGUAUAGCCUGUGGGAGGACCACUGGGUACUGUGCGCGCAAAAGCUUCAGCAGUGGGAUGUGCUCACCGAGCUUGCAAAGUUGGAGGGCGACCAUGACAUGCUGCUGGAAUGCGCCUGGAGGCUGUCCGACUGGACAGUUGAACGGGAAAUUCUGGAGCAGGCACUCGACAGCCUCUCGGUCUCUGCAACGCCAAGGCGAAGGGUAUUUGAAGCAUACAUGGCCCUCCUGAAGUCACACUCCGGGCAAGACAAGCUCAGCGAAUUUGGCCGUAUCUGCGACGAGGCUAUCCAGCUCACCUUGCGAAAGUGGCAUUCACUUCCUGCACAAGUGACGCAAGCUCACGUCCCGCUCCUGCAGGUCUUCCAACAGUUCGUCGAAUUGCAAGAGGCAAGCACGGUCUUCAGCAGCUUGGCGGUGACCAAUGCUACGAAUCUAGAUCAACGUUCAGCCGAGCUAAAGACACUGAUGCAAACCUGGCGUGAGCGCCUGCCAAAUUUGUGGGAUGACAUCAAUGCUUGGAGUGAUUUGGUUGCUUGGCGGCAGCACGUCUUUGGCGCAGUGAAUCGAGCAUAUCUGCCGCUGGUACCCUUGAUUCAGCAGCAAAGCGGAGCUGCGGGUUCAUCCACCAACUCUUACGCGUACAGGGGGUAUCACGAGACAGCCUGGAUCAUCAACAGGUUUGCGCACGUUGCUCGCAAGCACUAUCUGAAUGAUGUCUGCAUCAGCUCUCUCACUAAGAUCUACACGCUGCCAAACAUCGAGAUCCAAGAGGCCUUCCUCAAGCUUCGAGAACAAGCCAAAAGCCACUUCCAGCAGAACAACCCCAACGAGCUUGCGCAGGGCCUGGAGGUCAUCAACAACACGAAUCUCAUGUUCUUCGGUGCUCCGCAGAAAGCCGAAUUCUUCACGCUCAAAGGCAUGUUCAUGGCCAAACUGGGCCUUACCGAAGAAGCAAACUCCGCCUUCUCCACAGCAAUCCAAAUGGAUUUGUACGUGGCAAAAGCCUGGACAGAAUGGGGUCGUUUCAAUGAUCGCACCUUCCGGGACAAGCCAGGGGACACUUUUUGCGCGGUCAAUGCUGUCAGCUGCUACUUGCAAGCGGCUGGCCUCUACAAGAACUCGAAAGUGCGCAAAAUCCUCAUCCGCGUUCUUUGGCUUCUUGGCUGCGACGACGCUAGCGGCAACGUCAACCUCGCGAUUGAAACAUUCCGAGGCGACACUCCAAUCUGGUACUGGAUCACCUUCAUCCCUCAACUUCUUCAAGCUCUCUCUCAUAAGGAGUCUCGCUACGCAAGGCGGUUGCUGCUCCAGAUAGCCAAAGCAUUCCCUCAGUCUCUGUACUUUUACUUGCGCACGAGCAAAGAAGACUUUGCAGUGAUUAAACGAUCGACGCUGAUGCAGGCACAACGAGCAGCCGCGCAAGCACGUCAGCAGCAGGAGCAGCAGAAUAAAGAGCAACAGAACAAGGCUGAAAAGAGCAAGGUGCCCGACCCCCAGCCAGCGCAAUCGCAAAAUGGGACAGCAGACGGCACAAAAAAGGACGUCGCUAGUAGCGCCGCGUCCACAGCCACGGAUAGGAAAGCUGCAGAUUCACAAGGGGCGAACAAGGGGGGUGAUUCAGGCUCUGCUUCGCAGAGUAAUGCUCCAUCAAACGGCCAGAAAGCUGCGGGUAGUGCUGAAGCCAAGGAGCAGCCUGCACAAAGUGAAGCGGCCAAGAGCGAAACCAGUUCUAACUCCGCCAAUGGUGCAAAUCAGUCCAAUUCCGCAUCCGGUGCGAAUGGCCAGAAUACAGUCUCGAUGAGCAGUGCCAGCACGCCGCAGCCUGCAUCCUCACGACAGCCAUGGGAGUACGUCGAUGAGACACUACAAGUCUUAAAAACUUCUUUCCCGCUGCUGGCCUUAACGAUGGAGAACAUGGCGGAGCAGAUACAGCAGCGCUUCAAGCCGAGCAAUGACGAGGACAUUUACCGUCUGACUACGGCUCUCCUGAAUGAUGCCUUGCAGCAGUACAUCGCAAGGGCCACCCUCCCGAAUGACUCAGGUCAGCUGCCAAAGGUGUCGGUAGAUAACGUUAUUCGUUUCGCCGAAAAUUUGCCACCUGGCAAUCUCAAGCAGUCCUUCGAGGAAGACUUUGUCAAGAGCAAGCCGACGCUGCGUGAUUACGUGCAAAAGCUUCAAAGGUGGCGCGACCGUUACGAGGAAGUGCUCGACAAGAGAACUUCCAAGCAACAUUUGGAGCAUUGCAGUCACUUCCUGGUGGAGUUCCAACAUCAGAAGUUCGACGACAUCGAAGUGCCAGGGCAAUACCUCAAGCUCGAGGACAACAAUUCGGAUUUCGUCAAGAUUGCACGCUUUGAGCCGACCUUUGAGCUCAUUCGCUCCAGCGGAAUCUGCACGCGUCGCAUCACGAUCUUGAGUCACAAGGGCAGUCUGCAUUCCUUCGCUAUUCAGCUGCCAUCCGCGCGUUAUUGUCGUCGAGAGGAGCGCAUAUUGCAACUCUUGCGCUGCCUUAAUCGUGUGCUCGAGAAGCGAAAGGAAACCCGUCGCCGUGGGCUUCUCUUCAACACCCCAGCUGCGAUUCCCUUCUCGCCUCAACUCCGUCUUCUCGAGAGCGACUGCUCAUUGCUCAGUCUUCAAGACAUCUACGAGCGCCAUUGCGAAGACUUUGGCAUGGGCAAAGACGAUCCGAUCAUGGCGUGGGCCGAAAAAAUGCGCUCUACAUGGAGUGCUGGCAAAUCGAUGGUCGAGUUCACCAACCUACGCAUGGAACUAUUAGACGAGAUCAGCACCAAGAUGGUCCCCGAGACGGUGCUGACUCGCUUCAUGAUACGGUCGAUGAAGUCACCAUCCGACCUUUGGCUCAUGCGCAAGCACUUCACACUGCAGAUGGCCUCCGCUAUGUUCCUCACCUACGUUCUCUUUGUCUCUUCACGCCUGCCCAGCCGCAUCCACAUCUCUCGCGCAUCAGGCGCGGUGGUUAUGUCAGAUCUUGUGCCGACCUUGAAUCCUAGCGCGCCCCAAUUCAAGUCGCCGGAUGCAACUCCCUUCCGCUUGACGCCAAACAUCCAGCACUUUAUUGGUCCUAUCGGCAUCGAGGGUCUCCUAACCGCGUCUUUGGUUGCCAUUGGCAGGACGUUGUCCGAACCCGAGAGGGAGUUCGAGGAGUACCUUUCGAUAUUUGUGCGGGACGAGAUCAAUUUCUGGCUCGCAGGCAUGCAGCGCCAGCCACCUGGAAGUCCCAAUGUGACUGAUGCACCGCGAGAGGUCGUCUACCAGAACAUUCUUGAGGUUGUCAAACGUGGAAGACUUCUUUCGUGCAAGUACGAGAUUGAAAAAAACACGCAGCAUGGCCCGAGCACCACACCUGUAUCUCAGACAGUGCUUGACCUCAUCAAUUCAGCUAGUAAUCCAAGCAAGCUGGCGCUACAGGAGCCAAAUUGGGCCGCAUGGCUGUAGGGAAUAUUCUCAAUUGACGUGUAUUAUAUACAAAGAUCAAGUUAGAGCUUC